This is a messenger RNA of Penicillium odoratum, 993 nucleotides long. RefSeq lists its product as uncharacterized. The coding region runs from base 1 to 993 and encodes 330 amino acids. The transcript is spliced from 2 exons. Lineage: Eukaryota; Fungi; Ascomycota; Eurotiomycetes; Eurotiales; Aspergillaceae. The record is from RefSeq and is a predicted model, not a curated record.
AUGGAUUACGAAGCAAUAACAGGGAAAUUGACACAAUGCCUCUACAAAGCUACGAUUGGCACUAUUCAAGUCGAUAUUCGCGCUUCCGGCUUUGGAGCAAGUUCUCCAUGGCAACUAUUCACCGACAAGAGAUCACCUGAUAAGGACAUUCAUCUCCGAAAUGGUGUCAUCAAUUGUGCCCUGCACCCGUUAUUGACUUCCCAAAGCGGAAAAAUUAACUGCCUAUCACAAUCCAUCCAUAAGGCUGUGUUAUGGAAGAAGAGAUGCUGGGAUGAAUUCCACCAAAUCACAGAAAAUGACCAAGUCUGCCUUGACAGGGUGAUCGUCAACGUUUAUCUCCCCCAUCUCUAUAGCGCAUGCGCCAUAGUAGCGCCUGAGUCUGGCCCGGCCCAUCAGGGUGAUCAUUCCCUUAUCGAUAGUGUAGCUACUUCAGCCAACAAGAAGACAGUAGACCUCGCUGCUGGCGCCGCUCAUCAGGAACUACAAGUUCUGGACUCUGUGAUCUCCCUUCUUCAAAAUCACUUUCAAUUUUGCAAAUCCGUCUACCUCGUUCUCAAAACAGACCUAGAUCCUACUAUGGAGAUUGUGGCUCCGCUCACCGAUGAUGAUGACGCGAGAAACGCUAGUAUCUCGAAUAACGAGAUUCCUACUAGCGUGACCAAUUUCCUUGAAGACAAAUUAUUACCGCGCACCGACGACUUAUAUCGUAUAAUGAUACAGCAGCGGCUGUCAUUAAAGGCGGACGACCGCGGGGAAGGCCUUCACUUCUUGCCGUCGUUGCGUGCAUUCACGCCAUUUGAGGAAAAGGCGAGGAUGCGAGGAGAGGUUAUACGAGAAGGGGACUGGGAUCGAAACCGAGAUGCGGAGAUUGCCGUCUGGCGGGCUAUGGACGAUCUGUAUUCUGCGGAGACUGAUCGCGAGGGCACUAGAGGAUAUUGGGUCAAGACAGAUGUAUUCGAUAUGUUUCCAUGGAAAGGAAUGAAAUUUGUCUAG